This is a messenger RNA of Syzygium oleosum, 618 nucleotides long. RefSeq names its product flavin-containing monooxygenase FMO GS-OX-like 3. Gene Ontology annotation, molecular function: flavin adenine dinucleotide binding; NADP binding; N,N-dimethylaniline monooxygenase activity. The transcript has 2 exons. The record is from RefSeq and is a predicted model, not a curated record. Bases 1 to 618 code for a protein of 205 amino acids. Lineage: Eukaryota; Viridiplantae; Streptophyta; Magnoliopsida; Myrtales; Myrtaceae.
AUGCCAAAACUGUACGUAAAGGCAGCCGUGAUCGGAGCCGGCAUGUCGGGUCUUGUUGCAAGCAGGGAGCUCCGCUGUGAGGGGCACCAAGUGGUGGUGUUCGAGAGUAGCAAUGAUAUCGGCGGCACGUGGCUGUAUGACCCUCGGGUCGAAUCCGAGCCACUGGGGUUGGAUCCGGGCCGCGAUGUUGUCCAUGCCAGAACAUACCGGUCGCUCCGGGUGAACGUGCCAAGGCAACUCGCGGGUUUCUUGGACUACCCAUUUCUUGAGAAGGGGUGCGGCGACCCGAGGAGCUUCCCGGGUCUCGAGGAGGUGCUCCAGUUCUUGCGCGGCUUUGCGGAGGAUUUCAGGCUAAUUGAGUUGAUUCGGUUCAGGCACAAAGUGGUUCGGGUCGAGCAAACCGUUGAGGGAAGGCGGGACCAGUGGGCUGUGGAGUGGCAGACGCGCGGUGGGGAGGAGGCCGCGGCGGGCGUGGAUGUUUUUGAGGCUGUGGUUGUUUGUAAUGACAACCACAACCAACCAAAGAUUGCCGAAUUUCCAGGGAGGUCAACAUGGCCCGGAGAACAAUUCCACAGUCAUAACUAUCGUGCUCCCAAGCCAUAUAAAGAUAAGGUAUGA